AUGGUGAUGGCGGCGAAGAAGGGUCCAGGCCCGGGUGGAGGGGUCAGCGGGGGAAAGGCGGAAGCGGAGGCGGCCUCGGAGGUGUGGUGUCGCCGGGUGCGGGAACUGGGCGGCUGCAGCCAGGCCGGGAACCGCCACUGCUUCGAGUGCGCCCAGCGCGGGGUCACCUACGUGGAUAUCACCGUGGGCAGCUUCGUCUGCACCACCUGCUCAGGCCUCCUGAGAGGCCUGAACCCCCCUCACCGAGUCAAGUCCAUCUCCAUGACAACUUUCACUGAGCCUGAAGUAGUAUUCCUGCAAUCCCGUGGAAAUGAGGUAUGCAGGAAGAUUUGGCUGGGUCUUUUUGAUGCUCGGACGUCAUUAAUACCAGACUCCAGGGAUCCUCAGAAGGUGAAGGAGUUUCUCCAGGAAAAAUAUGAGAAGAAGAGAUGGUAUGUCCCCCCAGACCAAGUCAAGGGGCCCGCUUAUACCAAAGGCAGUGCCUCCACCCCCAUCCAGGGCUCCGUCCCAGAAGGGAAGCCCCUGCGGACUCUUCUAGGGGAUCCCGUGCCAUCUCUCUCUGCUGCUGCCUCCACCUCUAGCCAGUCUGUCAGUCAGUCUCAGCCUCGGACGUCCCAGCCCCGGAGCUCCCAGCCACCUGCCCAUUCCUCAGUCAAGAAAGCCAGUACUGACCUGCUGGCUGACAUAGGUGGAGACCCCUUUGCUGCUCCCCAGGUGGCACCAGCUUUUGCUGCAUUCCCAGCCUUUGGGGGCCAGACACCUUCCCACGGAGGCUUUGCCAACUUUGAUGCCUUUGGCAGUAGCCCUGCCUCUUCUGCAUUUGGAAGCAUUCCUCCAGCUGGCCAAGGCCCGUUCCAGGCCCAGCCAACACCCGCAGGGAGCAGCCACGUGACUCCAUUUGGUGCCUCUCCUCUGGCACCUGCCAGUCAGCCCAACAGCCUCGCAGAUAUGGGCAGCCUCCUGGGGCCCGGAGUGCCAGCUGCAGGUGUUCCUAGCAGCAUCUUCGGGGUGGCCGGCCAGGUCCCCACGCUCCAGUCGGCCACAGCUGGUGGAAGCAGCGGCACAGGGCUUGCCUUUGGAGCCUCCACCAACCCUUUCACAGCGCCUGCUGCUCACCCCCAGCUGCCUCCCACCAACCCGUUCCAGCCCGAUGGCCUGGCCGCAGGGCCCAGCUUUGGGAUGAGCAGUGCUGGGCCUGGCUUCCCCCAGACAGUGCCACCCACCAGGGCCUUUGUCAGCACCUUCCCACCACCGCUGUUCCCCCCACAGACCUCGAUGACUCAGCAACAGAAUGGCUCUUCCUUCAGUGACUUAGGAUCAGCCAAACUGGGGCAGAGGCAACUCAGCCAGCCAUCUGGGACAUCCACCAACCCCUUCAUGACUGGAUCCUCAUCAAGCCCGUUUGCCUCCAAACCUCCAACCACCAACCCAUUUUUGUAGCACUGUGUCC
Puma concolor (puma) is the source of this 1450-nucleotide messenger RNA. It is a transcript of the gene AGFG2, whose product is annotated as ArfGAP with FG repeats 2. NCBI's taxonomy places the organism in Eukaryota, Metazoa, Chordata, Mammalia, Carnivora, Felidae. The record is from RefSeq and is a predicted model, not a curated record. Gene Ontology annotation, molecular function: GTPase activator activity. Gene Ontology annotation, biological process: acrosome assembly; intermediate filament organization; spermatid nucleus differentiation. Gene Ontology annotation, cellular component: membrane; cytoplasm; cytoplasmic vesicle.